Zygosaccharomyces rouxii is the source of this 654-nucleotide messenger RNA. RefSeq lists its product as uncharacterized. The record is from RefSeq and is a predicted model, not a curated record. The transcript has a single exon. Bases 1 to 654 code for a protein of 217 amino acids. NCBI's taxonomy places the organism in Eukaryota, Fungi, Ascomycota, Saccharomycetes, Saccharomycetales, Saccharomycetaceae.
AUGGCUGUUGGUAAUGUCCAGGAUUUAUUAGCAAAUAUGAACAAGAAGCACAAGUUGGCUUUAGAGGACUACCUCUACGUAUUUGGAGGUGUGUCUUCCUCUGAGAAGGUUCUGAAUGUGCGGUUACUGAAUCUUGAUUCACAAUGUAUGACGAUUCUUUUCAACCAUAAAGAUAUAGAAUACGAUAUUGAAAAGAUAAUUAUAUUUGAGCCACCUUUAGAAGAUCGUUCUGAGGCAACAGCUAGAUUAAAUCGUAUGGCUCGUGAAGCCGCCGCAAAACGUCAUCUAGCUCAUUUCCAAAUUAAUGAUAUGGUAUACCCACAAUCGUUCAUUGAAUACUUGGUUCUCUUGGGCGUUUUUUUGCCUAUGCUGUGUUACAAGUUCCGUCCCCUAUUAUACUGGUUACCAAUACCAUUACACAUCCGCCAAUGGCUGGAUAACGAUGUUAUCCUAAGGACUAUAAUGUUGUUAGAAGUUUUAAUGCACUUAGCAGAAACGUUGAUCUUUUUAAGACCUAAAUUGCAGUUUUAUAGAGUUCCACCGGACUUCCUCAUAGAAUGGUAUUUAUUUGGCAUAUUGGAAGGUUUUGCACCUGUGAAAAGAUUAUCAAGGAUGGCAGCAAGAGUUGAAGCAACCGGUAAUAUAGAGAAUUGA